AUGAGUAGGUUUGUUAUCGGUGUUGUUGACCUAGUUAAAGAGAAGUCUCGUACGGCCAUGCUCCAUGGUGACAUGAACUUGUCCAGACUAAUGGUAUAUGCUCAAUCCAUUGAGAAGUCCAGGCUUAGUAGGUAUAAAGGAAUUCGAAAAGGGGUGGAUCCAAUUAGUAAAAUCGAUAAAGGUUUAAGAAAAAAACAUGACGGUCCUAGUGAUCCUAUUGUCAAGGAUGAAGGUGGAAGUGGUUCUCAAGGUGGUAAGCCUACUUCUGUUACUUGUGGGAAGAAGGACUUUGGGAAGUGCCUAGUUGGUAUCGGAAACAGGUCUAGUUGCGGUAAGGAUGGACAUAAGGUGAGGGAUUGUCCAAAUGGUGAAGCUAAAGGAAAAGAGUCUAAUAAAUAUCCUCCUAAAGUUCCGGAAGGUGAUGCUCCAAUGAGGAAUCCUUUCUAUUCACUCCGCGCUAGAGGAUCAAAAUCGGAUGAUGAGGAUGAUGACAUUGUUAAGUUCUUGAUUUUUGUAACACUAUGGAAGUCUAAGCGGUGUUCUAGAGCCUAA
This is a messenger RNA of Solanum pennellii, 552 nucleotides long. RefSeq lists its product as uncharacterized. Bases 1 to 552 code for a protein of 183 amino acids. The transcript has a single exon. NCBI's taxonomy places the organism in Eukaryota, Viridiplantae, Streptophyta, Magnoliopsida, Solanales, Solanaceae. The record is from RefSeq and is a predicted model, not a curated record.